Molecule: messenger RNA, 2066 nt
Organism: Anas platyrhynchos (mallard)
Lineage: Eukaryota; Metazoa; Chordata; Aves; Anseriformes; Anatidae
Gene: PACRGL
Product: parkin coregulated like
Source: RefSeq, a predicted model, not a curated record
CGGCCUCAGUCAGCCCUCGCAGCCCGGCCUCCAUGCGACCACCCCGAGGCGCUGACGCCCCCUCCCCUCCGCACCCCACGCAUGCUCCCGAGGAAGAUUGGGCUCCCGGCGGCCCGUAGCUUCCCCGGCAACCGGCAGGAAGCGCGGAGCGGAGCGGGGGAAGCGGGGCUGUCCUCCCGGCACGCCGGGGCCGGCAGCGCUGGGUCGGGCCCCGCCGGGCCCUCUCGGGAAGGAGGAGGGAGGGAAGAAGGAAGCGGGGGAUCGUCGUUGCCCGCCGGCAGAGGGUGGCUGUUUGAGUCCCUUAGCGGUUACGGGGCUCGGGUCCCCCUCGUCUCUCUCGUUCUCUGUCCCAGCAGCGCUCCGGGAGGGUUGUCGCUGGGCAGGGUAAGUGAGCAGCGUGGCCUUUGAAGUCCUGCUUGCUGUCGUUCUGCCUCUGAUCAGAGGCUUCAGGAGCCAAGCCCAGGCUCCUUCCUUUCUGCAGUGAAAGGCACCUUUCAGGUAGUAAUGUUCUAAGAAUGUCAUCAGGCGUCCAAAUAAAACCAAAGACUGCAGUACAGAAAAGCAAGACAUCCUCUCCUUUGCCAUGUUCUCCAGAACCUGCAACUAAACCACAGCCAAAGCCUAGUGACAAGCUGAAUCCCAAAACUAUUGAUCCGUUUGGUACUCCUUCUAGAACACCUUCUGCAUUUGCCGCUAUAUAUGCUAAAGGUGGCAUUCCGUGCAGGUUAGUGCAUGGCUCAGUAAAACACAGACUGAAAUGGGAAUGCCUUCCUGAAACUGUUCCUUUUGAUCCUCUUCUUGUAACACUGGCAGAGGGUCUGAGAGAGACAAAGCAUCCCUAUACAUUUGUUUCAAAGGAGGGUUUUAAAGAAUUACUUAUGGUUGAAGGUGCUGCUGAAAAAACAAUUCCCUUGUUGCCUCGUCUAGUUCCAGUGUUAAAGGCUGCAUUGGCCCAUUCAGAUGAUGAAGUAUUUGAAAGGGGAUUGGAUGCUUUAGUUCAACUGAGUGCUGUUGUUGGCCCAUCUCUUAAUGAUCAUCUUAAGCAUCUGCUCACAAAUCUUUCAAGAAGAUUAAUGGACAAGAAAUUUAAAGAAAAAAUUACUGUUGCUUUACAGAAGUUGGAGCAAUAUGGUGGAAAGGCAACUGUGGCUAUCAUCAAAUCUAAAAUUCCAACCUAUUGUUCUAUAUCCUCUUGAACAAAAAAAAAUCUGUAGUGAGUUGUACUGUGAGGUCAAGUUUGAAGAUUAACUGCCUGUGAGUGUCACCAACAAUUCUUUGUGGUAUGCUAUGUUCUCUUAAACUAAUCACAGUUCUUCAGUGUAAUGGAAAGUGGGAAACAUCCCAUCAGUUUGUGAAUAUAUAAUUAUGAGAGACUGUUUAAAAUAAUUCUCUAUUGGCUGCUAUUUAUGUAUGCAUUAUGCUUACAAGGACACUGACAAAUUGGCUAUUAUUUCAAAGGCUGAGUAAAUAUAGAUUCAUAUUUUGUUGUAAAUUGCAUUUUCCUUUAAUAGAUUUGCCUAGUACGUUAUGUAGAUUUGUAUGAUGCAAAACAAUUUUGAUGCAAAAAAAAAUGAGAAUUCACAUAGUGCUAAAUUACAAUGCACUUUUGAAACAUUUAACUUACUCUGUCCCAAUGGAUGCAGUUUGGGUUCAUCAGGACUUAAUGGAUUAGACAUAGAACUAAAAAAACUCACCUAGACUUUUUGAGCUUUUGAAGGUAUGAAGCUUACCAUACAGGAAGCAAGCUGUAUUUUCUCAUUGAGUACUCGGCAUGUUGUUUUCAGAAGCUGGAACAGCAUUGGUCCAUGAGCGUACUUGAGCUUGAUUGCAAACUAUUGACCAACAGAUCUUGAAAUAAAUACUGUUCAGGUUUGUUGUUCUGUGUUUGAGUCACCCUAUGGGGGAGAACUGACUAAAGUGGUAUUUAAUUUAAUUCAGAACUGUGGUUAAGUUCUGUGCAAAGUCAAGACAUACAUGUAUAUAUAUUUAAGCAUUUUAAAAUAACUUAAUUUUGUUGGCAGAAAUGUUAAAUCUGAAGAAAUACAGUUAUUUAACAACACAAAAAA